Messenger RNA from Aquila chrysaetos chrysaetos, 3314 nucleotides. It is a transcript of the gene CFAP20DC, whose product is annotated as CFAP20 domain containing. The record is from RefSeq and is a predicted model, not a curated record. Bases 584 to 2968 code for a protein of 794 amino acids. The transcript has 17 exons. NCBI's taxonomy places the organism in Eukaryota, Metazoa, Chordata, Aves, Accipitriformes, Accipitridae.
CCGAGCUCCCCGGGCGGGCGGUGGGGACGUGGCGGAACGGGAGAGCCCCGCCGGCGGCGGAGGGGCGGGGGAGCCGGUGCGGCGCUGGGGGACGCAGCCUUGCCGCCGUAGUGGUGCAGGGAAACCGGUCUGCGGGGAUGCUUGUGCUUGAAUCGUGGGCCUUGUGUCAAUACGGUUUAUGAUCGAGUUUUUAUAAAAGUGAAAAGCUUGGUUUUGAUUCCCCCCCCCCCCCCCCCCCUUCUUAAUUCUGCGAGUUAUGUGUAAAGGCUGGCUGUGCUGCCUUUCACAUAGGAACACCAGUAGUCUUACUAUAGUUUAUUAAUGGUCUUUCUGCCCAUUUAUUACGUUAACUUGUAUUUUGAGAAAAUAUAUAGCAGUGUUACAAACCCAGCUUUAAAUAUUCAAUAUGUGGAAUUCAUUUGUCUGGAAGAUACUAAAACCCUUCAUCAGUGAUGAACUGCUUUCUCUGGUGUGUCCCAGCCUCCCAUAAAUCAGCACUGGCUUUGGGCCCGUGACGCGUAGUCUGUAAGUGUCUUUACUGAUUGAGAAGCUGAAACUAUUUGUUGGCUGUGAAAACUGGAAGAUGUUCAAAAAUCAGUAUCAGGGUGGCCCAUUUGUUGAAAUAUUCAGCGCUCAAGGCAAGAACCCAGGAGCAAAAUGGAAGAUUUUUGGCAAUCCAUCAGCUAUAUGGAAAGAAUAUGAUAAAGAAGUAAAAGGCUUUGUUUUUGUACUUGAAGGAAGCAGUCAAAUCAACAAAAUGCAGCUACCAAAGGAAACUAGACAAACCUUGGGACUGAUCCAGCAAUUUCUGACACUUCAGAUUUUUGUGCCAUUGGGACAAGACUUCUCCACUGAGUUACUGAUAACUGAUUUAGGAAAUAUUAAGAGAAGAUUGUAUUUAUCAACGGUCCACAAGGAGUUGUCUAUAACCCCUCUGCAUGCAAAAAUUCCUCUGUUUACAAUCAAGCGCAAAAUAUGGUGCAAUAUGUGUAUUGACUUGGUAGCAUUCACCAGUGAAAUAUUCAGAGGAGCUGUCUUCCAAUCUUUGGAUGGAAUUAUUAUUUCAGCUAACUGUAAACUGAGAAAGAUCUUCACUUUAAAAUCCAAGCCUCAAGAUACAGCUGAGGAAGAUGAUAUGUGUGUUGUUCCAUUUAUGCCGUAUGAGCCCACAGAUGUUAUUCCUCGAUCCUGCCAGCUAAAUACAGAUGUGCCACAGGUUACACAAUUGCUGAACCUCACUAAAAUUCACAAGCCAGAAAUAAAAUGCAGGAGAUACCCAGUAACAGUGCAAGAAACAGGUAGCUUGGUUAAUAGAGGACAAGGCAAUAUACGCAGCAGUAAAACUCAGCAUGCAUCACAUAUUGCAUUUGGAUCAAAGAUCCUUGGGCCACCUCCAUCUUCAAACAGAAGAGUCAGUGCAAGGGUAUCUGGAGAGGUAACAAAGGCCUGGGGUAGCAAAAGUAACAGAUCAUGGCGACUUCAAAGUUCAGGAAAGGGAACUGAAUCCGUACAAGACGUUGAGAGAUUGGAGCUAUCAUUCUCACCGUGCAAUGAUUCUUUAGACCAAGGAGGCAAAAGAAAUACUCCCCAAACAACUAAAGAUCUAUGUCAAAAUGACCCUGCAAUUCAGACUCAGAAAACCUCUGAGAGUGGAAGAGCAGAUUUUCAGCUCGCCUCACCACAAGGACCGUUAGCAGACAAGAACAGUCAUAGAAGAUUAUCUCUAAAAAAUGCAGCCAAAAACACAUGGGAGAUAACCAGCGAUGAAUGGGUGUUUCCAGAAAGUUUCACUGAGAGUCUUCAGUUGGAUAGGAGUGAGCAGUUCGUAGCUACUGAAGAUUCAGCCUGCCAUAAUUUAACCUCACCACAGAAUGUCUCCGUUGAACAUCACAGCAAUGAAACAGGUGAUCACCAAGUGAAUAAUAAAGAGAUUUUCACAUUUUCAUCAAGACCUCGAUCUGCUCCUCAUGGGAAGUCUCCAAAUAUGUCACCAGAAUAUUGCAUUUUCCCUUUGGAUUUGAAGCAAGACAGUAACGGAGUACAUGGGAAAACCCAAAUUGAAGAUAACUUUGAAGGAACUGACAGCAGUGAAGAGGAUGACAACAAUGAAUUCAUCCAGGAUACUGAGAAUCUUGAGAUCAGCCACAGCAGGCAAGGAACAUCUGAUUCAGCAAUUUUUAAAGAGAUCCCAUUAAAGAGGAUGUCAUGGAGAAAUGAAUACUGGAAGAAUAAGAGACACAGCAAACAUAACCUCGAAGAGACCAUCUUAUCAAAACCACAGAGUUCCACUGUGAGAAAACCAGAUUCUGUUAGCUCUCAAGGAAGCUUAAAGCCUACCCUUUCUCUUUCUCCAACUGCAAGUAAAACUGAAUUCUUUAAAGUAAUUCCAAAUGGAUCUGAAAGAUAUGAAGGAGUUUCUGGUCAGUUAAAAAGAUCUGUCAGUAAAAAGUCUCUCAAGAAAAUCUCCAGAGAAAAUUCAUGCCUGACAACACAGACUUGCGAGUAUGACUGGAAAAACUAUCAGUCAGAUAGACUGAGUUCAUCUGAACUACAGAUGCUGGCUAGCAUGAAGAGACAACAAAAUGAAGAAUUACAGGAUACUGGGAUUUCACAUGGGCUGAGCGCAUCACAGAUAGACAACUGCAACGUUAGCAUGAGUACAAGCAGUGAUGAUACAGCAACCUGGAACUCUGGUUUCCCACCACCCGUCAGUCAGGAGCAUCACUAUCAGAAAGAAAUGAGCCCACUUUCUCAUUCCAACCCACGGGACUGGUUGAACCUGUUCAGUCCUCCCAUCAUUCCUGGAAGCCAACAACUGGAAGAGCACACUAAAUCUUCAACAAAUCAGAGUAUUCCAGGUGAAGACCUCAAUGCUGAAGAAGAUGAGGAAGUUUUGACUCUUUUGUAUGAUCCAUGUCUGAACUGUUACUUUGAUCCAGAUUCUGGGAAGUACUACGAAUUGGCAUAGUCAGAUCAUGAGAGGAUAUCAUUUUGUAUUCAGAGUAGGUUUAUCUUUUAACUGUUUGUAAAGAGUGACUGAGCUGUAUAAUUUAUCAUGUAACUUAAAACCUGAAUUAACCAAUAGUUUUGCAAACAAAUAAAUAUAUUUUGUAAAUAGUUUUGUAUUAAGUUGUAAUGCAGUGGAAAAUCACAUAACAAAAAAAGUUCCUUGUGACUAAUACAUUUUAUUUGUUAGUCUAAUUUAUUUCCAAUAUUCAAAGGUUCUAUAUGGAAACAAAUGAAGUUGAAUCAAGGAGGUUUGUGGUGUUUAUCUGUAAAUUGUGGUUUUACUCAAAUAAAAGAAAAAUUCAUUA